Molecule: messenger RNA, 3047 nt
Organism: Ciona intestinalis (vase tunicate)
Lineage: Eukaryota; Metazoa; Chordata; Ascidiacea; Phlebobranchia; Cionidae
Source: RefSeq, a predicted model, not a curated record
UAAAAUCGUGGUUACGCCAUGUAGUGGACACGCACAUGAAACUUUCUUUAUAUAGUUCACCGUCCCGUAUGAACGAGUCUUAAAGGACUGAAAUGCGUGUAGUUAUCCGAGAAAACAGGUAAAUACGCCGAGCGUAAUAGCAACGACGUAAUAGCCUAACCCAAAAUCGAGUCAUCGGCAACGAGCGUAUCCGUAUGGAUAUCUUUAGUUCCCUAUACAAUGCUAAAGCUUUCUUAUCUACAUUCGAGAGCUAAUAACUCUAAUAGCGUUUAGUUUAUAACGGACUAUAGCACAAGCAUCUUACAGUGGGUGUUUUCUGUUGCAGAAUUACAUUAAUUAGUCGUUUGAAUAAAAAAAUAGACAAUAUAUUUGACAGAGUUGGGAAAAGACUAUUGAAAUGUGGCGACUUGCUCUGUUACUUGCUGUGUUCUGCGCGGUCGACAUAGUGAAUUCACAAAGCUCUAUAGUGAACACUGUAUUCAAAUUCUCACCGCCCGAUUUAGGGAAUAUAUUCUUUGCAUUUGCGAACGAAUCUGACGCGAGCCGCUUCAUAGUAAUUAUCCAAACUGUUCCUGAAAUCACGUUCCAAAAGAACCUGUGUACUGUCGGAUUCGGAGGUGAUGGGUACCCUUGUGCGGAACAAGCUGACUGUACGCAGAUCGACCAGUUAUUACUGAGGUGUAAAUGCAAAACAGGAUUUGUCAGCAUAAACGACGUUGAGGUUCAAGCGCCCCUAAACGUAACACUUUUUCCCGAAGGAAUGAAUUGUCAAGACAUCAAUGAAUGCGCAGCAAAUCCGUGCCCAAGUACAGCAGCAUCAUGCGUGAAUACAUUUGGUUCAUUUCAAUGCAACUGUAAGACGGGUUACACAGGGCCAAACUGCACAGAUCUUAAUGAAUGUACAUCCGCGACUUCGCCUUGCACUGGAGCAAACACAAUGUGCGUAAACACUUUGGGGAGUUUCAUGUGUCCUUGCUUAACUGGUUACACUGGGACGACAUCUUGCGUCGACAUCAACGAGUGCUCAACAAAUCCGUGUCAUGCUGGCUCUACGUGUGUGAAUACGCCAGGGAGUUUUACAUGUAACUGCCCAACAGGUUUAGUAAGCCAUGCCGGGGCUUGCGUGUUACCGAACGUUGACGAAUGCGCAUUAGGAACAGACAACUGCGAUAUGAACGCGAACUGUAUCGACACUUUCGGUUCAUUCACAUGCGCUUGUAAUGCGGGAUAUAGCGGCGACGGUGUAACAUGCUCUAACAUCGACGAAUGUUCACAAACGCCACCUGUGUGUACAAAUGCGGUUUGUAAUGAUACGAUGGGAAGUUUUAAUUGCAUUUGUUUAAGCGGAUUCGUCAAGACCGGACAUGCUGUAUGUGUCGAUAAGAACGAGUGCGCUGACAAUUCUAGUAAUUGUCAUAUGAACGCCGAUUGUACCAAUAUAGAUGGCAGUUUUACAUGUGCAUGUAAAGCUGGGUUUACUGGUGAUGGUCUAAACUGCACUGGCGUUGACGAAUGCAUGGAGAACACGCACACCUGUCACGCAAAUGCAACUUGCUUAAAUACGCUUGCAAGCUUUGUAUGCGCAUGUAACAUUGGUUACUCCGGCAAUGGCACGAUGUGCACAGAUAUUGAUGAAUGCAGUUUCAACGUUUGCAACGCAAACGCGAUGUGCACAAACACGCCGGGGAGCUUUAAAUGUAAAUGUAACAGUGGAUAUAGCGGCAAUGGAAUGAUCUGCACGGACAUCGAUGAAUGUGCAUUAGGAACCUGCCAUGUGGACUCCACUUGCAUAAACACCGCGGGAAGUUUUGCGUGCGCCUGUAAACACGGGUUUACCGGCAACAGCACAACUUGCACAGAUAUUAACGAGUGUCUAAGUAAGCCUUGUGACAGCAGCGCGACGUGUACAAACACUCCUGGUACUUACUCGUGUGUAUGUAAUAGCGGAUACAGCGGGAACGGAUUCACAUGUACAGAUAAGAAUGAAUGUGCGCUUGCAACAGACAACUGCCAUAACUUAGCUUCAUGUGCAAAUACAGCGGGUAGUUACACAUGCACUUGUAAUACUGGUUAUAAUGGCGAUGGAACGACUGCCUGUGUAGAUAUCAACGAAUGUAUGGUUGGAACAAAUACCUGUCAUGCCUCAGCAACAUGCACAAACACAUUGGGAAGUUUUACUUGUGACUGCAAUACAGGGUACACUGGAAACGGUACAACAUGUUUGGGUGUCCCAUCUUCUCCCACCCUAGUAUAUGUGAGGCAUAACCGUACAGAUAUUGACGAAUGUACAACUGGUAUACACAAAUGUCAUUCUUCUGCGAAAUGUACGAACACAGCAGGAGCUUUUACAUGCGCUUGUAAUCCGGGGUAUUCGGGAAACGGUCAAACUUGCUCAGAUAUAAACGAAUGCGCAACUAACUCCUUUUGUAGCGCGAAUGCUGUUUGUUCUAACACAAUUGGAAGUUUUACUUGCUCGUGUUCUACUGGCUUCUCAGGCAACGGUGUUGUGUGCAUCAACGACAACGUGAAAAACAAUCCUUGGCUGCGAUUCUUUAUGUCCUACCCAUUCGGAGCCUUCAAGAUAUUUACGCUUCAAAUACCAGUUAACAAAAGACCAAAACUGAUGUGCAAACUUCAAUACCCUUUUGGAUUUCUGAACGAUCCCAACUGCCCGUAAAGAUAAGCGGUCUACACGCCAUCUAAUAUACAUAUAUGUACAGACGGAAUAGAUUUUAGUUUAGUUAUAAUGUGGUAAUGUGGGGUAAGGUGGGACACCUUUAGCAUAUAGUAUCCAAAUAUCAUGAUCGUAUUGGAGUCGUUGGAAUACGGUUUUAAAAUUGUUUAAACAUUUUUUGUUAACUGCCAAAUGGGACGAGACAAUAGAAAGAAAAGGUAUCCCAUUUUCCCCACCCUAAUAUUUACCUUGUUUUCACCGUUGUAGAUCUUUAGAGACUUGAAACUUUCCUUUCGUAUACAUACACUUUCAAUUUACUCAAUCACAUUCACAAUUUGAAUCGUACCGUAGAAUACACAUUUAUCUAAAUCAA